Molecule: messenger RNA, 234 nt
Organism: Dovyalis caffra
Lineage: Eukaryota; Viridiplantae; Streptophyta; Magnoliopsida; Malpighiales; Salicaceae
Source: the annotation of a GenBank genome assembly
AUGUCGGCGAGAUUGAGGGCGAGCUUCCUUGGAAAAGCUAGCUACAUUUGCACCUAUCAAUUCAGCGAGGGCCGGCAUUGCACAAGUCGGACUCGAAGAGUCUCUCAUUCCGCGAAGGCUCGGUCGAGCCUCUAUCAAACGAGUGGAGGGCAAGGGACCGGGCAUCCGGAGUUGCUUGUUUACACUUGGAUGGUUGCCCAAACGCAAGUCUCAUCUCGUGCCGAACAUAAUUAG